CUGCUUCAGGAAUGAACUUUGACACCAUAACCAAUGGCGAAUGUGGAACCAUCUUCUAUAAGGCCCCAGAAUUAUUCCGUGGUCAAUACACAAGAUCAGUAGACUGGUGGGCACUGGGAGUGACCAUUUAUGAACUGCUCACUGGAAUCGUACCAUUUAAUGGAACAACUACACUUGAAAUUUAUGUAAUCAUCAAAAGCGAGGAGCCAAAAUAUCCAGAAGAUAUAACUGAGGAUACGCUCAGUAUAUUAGUAAAUCUCUUAAAGAAAGAUGCACAGCUUCGCCUUGGGACAGGUGAACAUGGUACAGAGGACGUGAAGAAGAGUCCAUUCUUUGAGGUAUGUUAUUCUGGUAUCCUGCAUGCCAGAUUCACUUAUUUUUGCUCAUACCCACUAUGAGCUAAUGAUUUUGUCUUUAU
Xenopus laevis (African clawed frog) is the source of this 418-nucleotide messenger RNA. Its product is annotated as serine/threonine-protein kinase YPK1-like. Bases 12 to 398 code for a protein of 128 amino acids. The record is from RefSeq and is a predicted model, not a curated record. The transcript is spliced from 3 exons. Lineage: Eukaryota; Metazoa; Chordata; Amphibia; Anura; Pipidae.